AUGAAGGUCUGUCUCACUCUGACCUGCCUCUUCCUCCUCACAGCUCUGCAGGAUGGAGAAACUCUGAUAAUCUACAGAGAAAAGGAAGGAGGAAGCAUCACAGUUAGAUGUGAAUUUCGUUACUCUGGAGAGAAAAGGUUCCUUUGCAAGGAAACUUGUGAAGGAAAAAAUAUUCUCAUUGUAACAACUAAAGAUACAGAUCAGACAGGCAGAUUCAGCAUCAGAUAUGAAAAAAGAAAUAUUUUUUCAUUUGAUUUUCUACAUGUGAGCAUCACAGAUCUGAAACCAUCAGACUCAGGACGGUACCGGUGUCGCUCCGAUGAAACCAUUGAUGGAACUCUAUACGAUGAUUUUUAUCUUGUUGUGACUGAAGAUUCUUCAGAACCAAAAUGGACUCAAAGACCUUUUCUAGGAUCAACUUUUCUCCCUACAGUUUCAACAACAACAAAGAGAACAACUAGAACAUCUCGGAGUUUCUCUCUUUCUCCAUCUGAAACCAUCAAACUCCCUGAGAAACCAGCUGCAGCUCCAGGUCCGCUGCUUUAUGUGGGUCUGGUUCUGGUCGUCCUGUUCGUCUUUUUAGCUGCAGCUCUGCUGAUUUUCUUCAAGAGGAAAAACUUCAGUCAACAGAAAGGUCCUCCAGAAGAAACAGAGUACGCCAACUUCUCCAAGGCUAAAGAUGGUGCAGUAGAGUACUCUGAGGUUCAUUUCCUGAAAGCUGCCCCUACUUCAGCCGACAGCGCCCCCUGUGGUCAUGCAGAAAACGUCACCUACUCAGAGAUUCAGAUGAACUUUGCAAACCGCAGCGAUGAUUCUGCUCUUUACUCCAACAUUAGUUUACAGCAGUAGCUCUGCUGUAAACUAAAAGGUUUACUGGUUUUAAUUUUUUUUAAAUAGUAAUUGAUAUUUAUAUAUAAAUACAGAAAUAGUAGAGAAACUGAAAUUCGCUUCUAGUAAUUUUCUGUUUUCAAAUCGCAAGAACAUAAAUACAUAAAAGUAACAAAGGAGAUGGAAAUGAACUAAAGUUCUCUUAAUAUUUAUAUUUUCUCAUUAUUUCUGGUUGUAUUUAAUAAUUUAAGUUUAAGCAGUUCUCAUCUUUGUGCUGACUUUAAUUUUUGUUACUCCAGAACAAAAUGUGUUUCUGAAUGUUAAUGUUGUCAAACUAAAUGCUAACAUUUUGAUAUAAAGGGACAUACUUGUGUAAAAAUUGUCAAAAAUGUUUAUAUCUUUUUAAUUUAAAGGUUACUGAUCUCUUUUAUUAGAUUUCAAUAAAUAAUAUUUUAUAAAUGUACAGUUUCCUCCUUAUAGUUUAGGAAAAUUUAUUGAUUUGCUAAGUUAACAGAAUUUAGCAACAAGGGAAAAAGUUAAUUCAUCUCUUACAUAAGAACUUAUGUAAAUGAAUAUCCAUA
Messenger RNA from Xiphophorus maculatus (southern platyfish), 1409 nucleotides. RefSeq names its product natural cytotoxicity triggering receptor 2-like. Gene Ontology annotation, cellular component: cell surface. Gene Ontology annotation, molecular function: signaling receptor activity. Bases 1 to 849 code for a protein of 282 amino acids. The record is from RefSeq and is a predicted model, not a curated record. NCBI's taxonomy places the organism in Eukaryota, Metazoa, Chordata, Actinopteri, Cyprinodontiformes, Poeciliidae. The transcript is spliced from 6 exons.